AUGGCGUCUGGCGGAGGGAACAUCAAGGUCGUGGUGCGAUGCAGGCCCUUCAACGGCCGAGAAAAGGCGCGCAAUGCACAGUGUAUCGUGCAGAUGAAGGGCGACCAGACCAUCCUCUCUCCCCCAUCACACGCCGACGUCAAAGGAAAAGCCGCCAAAGCCGCCGCUGAAGGCACCAAGACGUUCGCAUUCGACAGGUCGUACUGGUCCUUUGACCGCGACGCUCCCAACUAUGCGGGCCAGGACAACCUACACGAAGACCUGGGCAAGCCGCUGCUCGACAAUGCCUUCCAGGGAUACAACAACUGUAUUUUCGCCUAUGGUCAGACGGGUUCAGGAAAGUCGUACUCCAUGAUGGGCUAUGGCGCCGAGUACGGAAUCAUCCCCAAGAUUUGCCAGGACAUGUUUGAGAGAAUCAAGGGAUUGCAAGCAGACAAGAACUCCUCGUGCACCGUCGAAGUCUCGUAUUUGGAAAUCUACAACGAGCGCGUGCGCGAUCUGCUGAAUCCAUCCAACAAGGGAAAUCUACGAGUUCGAGAGCAUCCAUCCACCGGUCCCUAUGUCGAAGAUCUGGCCAAACUCGUCGUUCAGUCCUUCCCCGAAAUCGAGAACCUCAUGGACGAAGGAAACAAGGCUCGUACUGUGGCUGCAACCAACAUGAACGAGACGUCCUCCCGAUCGCACGCCGUCUUUACCCUUACCCUCACCCAGAAGCGCCACGAUGUCGAGACAAGCAUGAGCGGGGAGAGGGUGGCCAAGAUUAGUCUGGUCGAUUUGGCUGGAUCAGAACGAGCGCAAUCCACUGGUGCAACUGGUGCAAGAUUGAAGGAGGGCGCAGAGAUCAACAGGUCACUAUCCACGCUGGGUCGUGUCAUUGCAGCGCUUGCAGAUCAGUCAUCGGGAGGGAAGAAGAAGACACAAGUGCCGUAUCGAGACUCUAUCCUAACAUGGCUCCUGAAAGACUCAUUAGGAGGAAACAGUAUGACUGCUAUGAUUGCCGCCAUCUCUCCCGCCGACAUUAAUUUUGAGGAGACACUUUCGACCCUCCGCUACGCCGAUUCCGCCAAACGCAUCAAGAACCACGCUGUCGUGAACGAGGACCCCAACGCGCGCAUGAUCAGAGAACUCAAGGAAGAGCUUUCAAAACUGCGGUCCCAGCUAGGCGGAGGAGGGGGCGGGGGUGCCGGAGGAAACGGCGUCGUGGAAGAGCAAUAUGCACCCGACACACCGCUGGAAAAGCAAAUCGUUUCUAUUACACAAGCAGACGGUUCGAUCAAGAAAGUCUCCAAAGCUGAAAUUGCUGAGCAGCUUGAUCAAUCCGAAAAACUCUACACCGAGUUGAACCAAACCUGGGAAGAGAAACUGCAAAAGACAGAAGAGAUCCACAAAGAGCGGGAGGCUGCGCUGGAGGAGCUUGGCAUCAGUAUUGAAAAGGGUUUUGUUGGCCUAUCAACACCCAAGAACAUGCCUCAUUUGGUCAACUUGAGCGAUGAUCCACUCUUGACUGAAUGUCUUGUCUACAAUUUGAAACCAGGGACAACGACCGUAGGCAAUUCUGACGUCGAAAACCAGACUGCUCAAAUACGUCUGAAUGGUUCACAAAUUCUUGCAGAACACUGUCACUUCGAAAACGUGGACGGCAAGGUGACUGUGAUACCCCAGGAAACCGCCAGUGUCAUGGUCAAUGGCGUACGCAUCGAUAAGCCAAGGUUACUCAAGAGCGGUCACCGCAUCAUCCUCGGCGACUUCCACAUCUUCCGCUUCAACAACCCACAAGAGGCAAGAGCUGAGCGUGCUGAAGUAGGCACAAGCCUACUCCGCCAGACGGUUACUGCCAGCCAGCUCAACUCUCCUUCGCCUGCACCAAGACCCGGUCACGACAGAUCGUACAGCGCCAUCAGCAUAGCAAACUCCGAUUUCGACCCCGAUAGUCCCAGAGCAGGAUCGCCUGCAUUCUGGCAACGCGGUCGUGAGUCUGAAUUCUCUUACGCACGCAGAGAGGCUCUUACCGCCUGGCUCGGGCCUGAUAAACGGAUCGAGAACCUUCCAGACGAGGACUUUGAAGCACUAUUCGAGGAUCUCAGCAGGUUGCGCGAAACCCGCAAAGCCCGUCCUGAGAGUAGGAUAUUCAGUGACGAAGAUACAGAGUCAAUGUCGUCGUAUCCUGUACGAGAGAAGUAUGCCUCUGGAGGGACACUGGAUAACUUCUCGCUCGACACCAUGUUGACGAUGCCGUCCACGCCGAGGCAAGACGGCAGUGAAAAGAUGGAAGAGAUAAGAGAAGACAUGGAAGACCAGAUAGACGAAAAGAAGGGGGAGUACAGUGCGAAAAUGAAGGCUGAUGCAGAAGCCAAAGUUGAGUUGGAACAGCUGCGGGCUGCGAAAGAAGAGAUGCAGAAGCAAUUACAACAGCAACAAGAGGCUUUUGCGCGCCAAAUGAAAGAGCUUGGGCACGAAUGGGUACCCGAGAGCGUACCCGAGAGUAAUGGAGCCUCUGAGGUCGGAACAAUACCCGGAAACACCGAGCAGAAUGAACAGCAACUAGAGUUGAUCCGGACAGUGUUCAGACAGUGGCGGCGAAGAAAGUAUGUCACUAUGGCGGAGACGCUUCUGCAGAACGCAGCUAUCCUAAAGGAAGCUCAAGUCAUGAGCCAACAGAUGGACAAGCACGUGGUUUUCCAAUUCUGUAUUGUCGACGUCGGCCAUACUGUUCCGUCAUCUUACGACUUAGUCAACAUGGGCAUCCCCGGCGAAGACGACGAACACCUCGACAGCCAGUCUAAGCCAUGUGUUGGUGUUCGUGUCAUCGACUUCAAGAAGGAAGUGGUGCAUUUGUGGUCAUUGCAGAAGCUCCGCGAUCGCGUACGACGGAUGCAUCAAAUGCAUCAGUAUAUGAACCGACCAGAAUACUUUCAGCACUUUAACCCUGAGUCGCCAUUCUCCGAACCCUGUAUGCCCGAGUUCUCGCGCAUUGGCGAUGUGGACGUUCCGCUUGCUGCUGUGUUCGAGUCUAGAGUACGAGACUUUAGUCUAGAUGUCAUCUCUCCUUACACAGCGAACCCUAUUGGUAUCAUCCGGCUAUCGCUAGAGCCUUCCUCUGCGGAGGCUCCCUCUACUACGCUGAAGUUCAAUGUUGGUAUGCAUGAACUUGUUGGGUUUCCAGAACGAGAAGGCACUCAAGUCCAUGCUGUACUCUUCGUCCCCGGUAUCUCUGACGAGAGUGGAGCGACGACCACAACCUGGAUCACCGAUUUUAACGAAGGGCCUAUCCGCUUUGAGAGUGUACACAGUAUGAGCCUUCCCUACCCAAGCCCGCGUGAGACCUUCCUUCGAAUCUCUAUCUUCGCGAAGGUCACCGACAUCCACCUCGAUAAGCUUCUGAGCUGGGAUGAUAUGCGCGACUCUGCAGAAAAACCCAAGCAAAAGCGCCGUCAUGCGCGAUUGCCAGAGUCGGAGUUUUACACAGAGGAUACACAUGACAUCUUCUCACGCAUCCAGAUACAAGAAAUCACGGACGAUGGGACCUACCAGCCUGUUGAGGUAACACAAAGCAACGUUACGGACGCCGGGGUAUACCAACUUCACCAAGGUCUUGCGCGUCGCAUUGUUGUCAACCUUACACACACUUCUGGAGAUACAAUUCAGUGGGAGGAUGUAAAGUCGGUACGCAUGGGUCACAUUCGAAUGGUCGACGCAGCUGGCAACAGUCCCAACUACGGCUCACCUGUGAAGGAAGUACCUGUCGAUCUCAUCUCCCCACCCGUCAUUCGGAAGAACGCCGAUGGCACCACGAAUGUCAAAUUUGUAGGACGAUGGGACAGCACGGCUCACGCGUCACAAAUACUAGAUCGCGCGACAAAGGACAACUUCCGCGUCAAGGUCACGCUCCUCUUCGACGUCACAUCCUCCAAACUUAUCGAACCGAUGUCCUUCUCUUUCGACCUUUUCGUACAGAUUCGAGGCCGCUCGUAUAUGCGCCAAACGUCACUCUUCUCUUUGGCCAGUAUCUGGAAUACCGUGAAAGUUGUUCACUCGACAGUAGGAAUCUUCAAUGUCGCAAUCCGUCCCACAUCUGUCAAGCGUGCGACAGACCUCUGGCGCAUGAACACAAAAGACGACUAUGUAAAGGGCGAAGAACAGCUCUCGGGCUGGACACCUCGUGGUGUCUCUUUGGUACGCGACUUCAUCGAUGUUGAGAAGCGCCGCGCUCGCAUCGCAGAUAUAGAAACGGCGCGUUCCGUCUUGUCGUCGAAGGCACUGAGCAUACCCACUUCCGCACUUGCUUCCAACAAGGACAAGCCCUUAGAAGACGCUCAGAUAGCACUUCUGCAACGCAUGAUUUCACUCUGGAAAACCAAGAAAGCUCCGGCAGAGAUCAUACUCAACCCCACAAACCUUGAGCCACCCGUCAAUGGCGCCGCCUUCGCGUCACGCUCUUCUUCUCCGUCGCCAAACCCAACACCUAGCUUAACAGCUACCGUCCGGUUCAUUAGCAAAAAUCCGAAUCUCAUGAAAGCGUCCUAUCUCCUCACUCCGGAUCCAACGAACACGCGCUGGAUCCGGCGAUACGUUGAGCUGCGAAAGCCUUAUCUCCACAUCUAUUCAUCAGAUGGCGACGAAAUCAAUGCCAUUAAUGUCAGCACCGCGCGCAUUGAUCAUUCGCCGCAGAUUGCGAAACUACUUGGAGGCGGACAGCAAAGUAACGGACAAGGAAAUGCUGGCGUGCACAAGGACGUUGUCUUUGCCGUCUUUGCCAGAAGCAAUACUUAUAUCUUCCGAGCGAGAAGUGAGAGGGAAAAGAUUGAGUGGAUAUUACGAUUGGAUCAAAGUUACUUCAGCAGCGAGGGUAGUGAGGCGUCGUCGUAA
This is a messenger RNA of Alternaria alternata, 4866 nucleotides long. Its product is annotated as kinesin-domain-containing protein. Gene Ontology annotation, cellular component: kinesin complex; microtubule. Lineage: Eukaryota; Fungi; Ascomycota; Dothideomycetes; Pleosporales; Pleosporaceae. The coding region runs from base 1 to 4866 and encodes 1621 amino acids. Gene Ontology annotation, biological process: cytoskeleton-dependent intracellular transport; microtubule-based movement. Gene Ontology annotation, molecular function: ATP binding; microtubule binding; microtubule motor activity. The record is from RefSeq and is a predicted model, not a curated record. The transcript is spliced from 2 exons.